CGUCGUCUUCUUACUCUCACUGGCACGCGACGAAGUGCUAUUUGCUCGGCUGCAAGGGGUGCAUCUAUGGUGGAAUUUCCAGCGUCUCAAAGAAAACAGGUCAGCAGUUUACAUGGCAUAUCAGUCCCAGGGCCGUCCACCUACCGAGAUGCAUCUAACCCAAGAAGUGCAUGGAAGCAUAAUCCUACUCCAAUAACCGCCCCAUCGAAUACCCGUAAUAAUGCACGCCUCGGGGUAGCAGCAAGUCCCUACGACUAUAUCGGCAAGAACACUCUCCGACGUCAAUCAGCCCCUCAAGUUGGAAAUCCGAAUGCGCGUGCGACAAUUCUCACUACCCAACAACGAUCACGGGCACAAGAAUCCAAGCGCUCUAAACCUGAUCACACAUUCUCCAAGAGCUCUUCCAGUAAUCCGCGUUCCACAAACAACACUCAUACUUCCUCAAGAUAUACAGGGCAUCCAGAUGCCGAGGUACAAAUCGAUAACCGACCUUGUGGAAUCGAAAGUGCUCCUGCGCACCACAGGCAUCCUAGUGAUCCAGAGGUCCACGUAAUUUCCGAUGGAGAGGACCUUGGGGUACCUGUACCUCGUCAUCAUACUAUAUCGUCUUCACCAGACCCUAUCGCUCUUGUCGAAAGGAAGCAUCCUUUCGACCUCUUUCCAGGUGACCGGCAAUACCCUGAAUCCAGGAAGGGCAAAGGAAGGGAUUCCUCUCCGAUCCCACAAGCCCACACCGUUGUUGUGACUGAUGUUGACGAAAUUGAAGAAUUUACGUCGGAGGCAGUCAACGACGGACGUUCGCCCCCUUGGAACCUUCGAUCGCAGCGAGCUGCAAUACGUACGCCCAUAAACAUACAGCAUGGGCAUGUCGCCAAAACUCGCAAAGUGUUCGAACCUCCGAACGAGACGUUUCCGUUGCUUGAUUUACGGCAACAGGGUGCGCUCAGUGGCAGCACCGGAGUUGUGAAGAAUAUGAAACCCAAAGCAGCAACCAAGCCCGCCUCCUCAACGUCUCAAUUGCAGUUUGAUCAUAUCUCCACGUCGUCCACGCAAUUCAUAUCCACAAUGCUUCCCCGCACGAAAGAGCCUCCCCUGAAGCUCCCUUUGCAAGCAUGGGCAAUUGGUUUGAAGAUAUUCUUUGCAGAAGAAGGUUCUGAGCCCCCUGUCUUUGAGUAUGACCCGAAGAACGGACUUGUCGACGUGUCCGUACCCGGACAGUCCUACUCUUACCAGAUCCAACAAACUAAUGGGUUUGAGGAAGUAUCAGUCACGAAUGACACUAAGGCACCCUUGAAAGACAAUGUCAUCAUACAGCUAGAGACGAGGAAAGACUGCGAAAUCCGGGAUCCAAUACGCGAGUUUGAACCCGGAAAGAAUCGCCUACGGGGGAGCCUCACGUUCUUUUUUAGUACGGACGAAGCCAAGGGAUGGACAUCAACAGCAUAUCAGACCCUUGCUAAUUUCCUAAAAAAAUCAGCGUCUACGCAAAAGACGGUGAGACCAAUGGGCGCGAAAACAAUCUGGGAAGAACUUCAGCGGCAUGCAGAGAUGUUCAAACAACACAAAUCUCGCUCGUCCGAUGCUCGCCACGACUCGCUGGCCCCUUCCAUUAGGGAUGCAUCCCCUCCACCCCCUCCACCAGCGCUACAUAGUUCGACCAACACUCGAACGCGCCUGGUAUCUGAUACUAGACCACCAAAUGCUGAGGCCAGCUCAUCGCUGCGCCGUUCGUCGCGGCGGUCAGCUGCAGCACCUCCCGAAACUCUGUCAGAGUCCCCUCUCAUAGCAGAUCCUGAAGAACUGAUUCUCGUAUAUCCCCCAUUUGGCCCUGGCGCAUUAAAUCUAUUGGGCAGUGAUUUGAACAGGCUCAGACCGCACGAGUACCUUAAUGAUACGUUGAUAGAGUUCGGCUUGAAGCUUUGCCUCAAUGAGCUUAAAGUGCAAAACCCGGAUCUUGCGGAACAAGUUCACGUAUUUAGUUCGUUUUUCUACAAGAAGCUCAACAACAAAAGCUUGGACGAAGGAUACCAAAGCGUGAAGAAAUGGACGUCCAAGAUUGAUAUAUUCUCAAAGAAAUACAUAAUUGUCCCUAUCAACGAGAAUCUUCAUUGGUACCUCGCCAUCAUUUAUGAACCCGAACAUACUCUUCUCCCACCCAUCCCUCAGAAGGAACCUUCUCUUUCUCAGCGGGGAAAGCUGCGGGGAAAGGCUGCAGCUGAGCCAGACGUAAAUCCUGCGGCCGAGGCGGUGCCGGUGCCAGUCGACGACAUAUCGCCACCGGAAACACGAUCAGAGUCGGACGCUGAAGCCGCCUCCCUGCAUGCCAAUUGCGCGUCUACACCAAGCGUUACACAAGAUGAAGACAUGGAUGACAUCUCACCUAUCGAUUUCACACAAUCCUGCUCAAUAUCCAACGCUCGUCCUGAGAAACCUCGCAGUGCUUCAUCAUCGAAGCCUGUAUCUAUGCGAGGCAGGUCUGCGUCUGUGGGCAGGGCCUCAAGGAGAUCGAUGUCCAUCGAAGCACCGGCAGAAUCAAUCCUCCCGACAUCAUCUUCACAUUUCGAGCCGAUGGAUGUUGACGUGAUCGACGUUGAUGCAAAUCUAGAAGGGAUCGAGUCCAAGGACAAUAAUCCAUCUUCCAAUGCAUCAAGCUCAACCCAUGUCUCCGGGCCUCCAAGCGCUCUGUCCUCGAAACCUCCCUCUCGUAGCGCUGGGAUGUCCCCAAUUCGGUUUUAUGGAACCUCUGCCGUUGACAAGGGGAAGCAGAAGGCUGUCUCUGUUGUCUCUGACUCCGAAGAGGAGGACGAACUCAAUGAGGAUGAGAAACACGAAAAGGAAGUAGAUGCUAUGCUGGACGUCCUACCCAGUCCAGCCAGCAAUAACCCUCUUAGAACUUGGAUCUUCACGCUAGAUUCCCUAGGUUCACGCCAUGUUCAAGCACAGAGGGUAUUGAAGUAUUGGCUGAAGGCUGAAGCGCAAGACAAGAGACAAUAUGAUGAGGUGAGAACGGCCGAAGUCAAGUUCGCGCAGGUCCCAUCACAGCCCAACUUCGCCGACUGCGGUAUUUACCUGCUACAUUUCGCCAAAACCUUCCUCUCAAAUCCUGUGCACUAUUUUGAUCUUAUGCACCAAAGCAAGAAGAUUUAUCCUGCCAAGCAGCGCAAACUCGACUGGAACGAGGGCGCGGUACAGGACUACCGACAAAAUCUUAUUGCACAGAUUAAAAUUCUUUCGACGGAUUGGAAGGCUUCGAGGGUGGCGAAGGAAGAAGAAGCGAAACGCAAACGGAAAAGCGAGGAGCUUGGGCAAGCUGAGAGUGAAUCAUCGGAUGCCGAUGUAGAUAUCGUCGAGGACGUCAAGGCCCCGCGGCCCACGCCCAAGCAAAAGGAGCGACCAGCGAAGAGGAUACGUGGAGGAAAUAUUGGGUCAUGGGCCUCUCAGCGCCUUGGCUGAAGAGGAAGCUACUUACGAAACUGAUUAUUUUUGAUACAUACUUACGCUUUAGAUCCUGCAUACUCCCAUUGGACGGGUACCCUAUGUAUUGUGAUUAAUGCUAAUGCUGGCAUCAGAGUCCAUAACCACUUGAUAUAAUAAUUUUUUUCAAAGUAUA
Messenger RNA from Suillus paluster, 3610 nucleotides. RefSeq lists its product as uncharacterized. Gene Ontology annotation, biological process: protein desumoylation. The record is from RefSeq and is a predicted model, not a curated record. Gene Ontology annotation, molecular function: SUMO-specific endopeptidase activity. Gene Ontology annotation, cellular component: nucleus; cytoplasm. Bases 67 to 3453 code for a protein of 1128 amino acids. Lineage: Eukaryota; Fungi; Basidiomycota; Agaricomycetes; Boletales; Suillaceae. The transcript is spliced from 15 exons.